AUGUCUGCAAUGAAUCACAUCGACAUUGAUCCUCAGACAGCAACAGCCUGGGUCGAGGCAGGAGUGAACGUGAAGGAUCUUGAUGACGUCACAUGCCCACAAGGCCUGGCUGCAGUGAAUGGCUCCUGCACGACUGUCGGUGUAGUAGGUUUCACUUUAGGUGGAGGGUUUGGGUUUCUCAGCAGGACGAAGGGGCUGGCAGUCGACAACUGUCUUCAAAUGGAAAUUGUCACUGCUACUGGUCAGCGGAUAGUUGCAUCUUCGCAAGAGCACAGACAUCUCUUCUGGGUAUUGAGAGGAGCUGGGCAAGUGGGAUAUGGCGUGGUAACGAAGCUACAAGUCAAAUUACAUACCUUGCAAGAACAAUACGUCGGAGGUAAGGGACCUCUUUACUUAGAAGCAUUUUUGGGAUCGAUUAAAAAAAUCAUUUGAAACUUGUAACUUGACGUUGGACUCUUGCCUUAUUGUUAUGAAUAUUGAACUCUGUUGGACGAUUCAAGCCUGAUUUCUAUUAUGUUCGCUACAAUCGGUUAGAUCCCUGGAUUAUAUAACCGAAAUUUUAGGGGGAAUCUGGAAAAGGCCAGGCUUUAAAAAUACCUUUGAAAAUAAAGCCCGUCUCCGGAACCGUAUCGCUGUGAUGGCUGAACCCAUUUUCAGGCAUCCUAGCGAUCAUAUAAAACCAGGAUUUAUUGACAUGUUUGGUGCGAAAGCUUCCGAACACAAGGUCGAUCACGUUUACGCUCAUACCGUAACAGUUUAAUUCAAUUGAUUGCUAUAUGAAGGAAAUGUGAUAUAGGUGCAAUAGUUUAUAUGUUGACUGUUAAAGUGUUAUUUAGGUAAAGUGCAUACGAAGAGGAGGCCCACUCGGCGGUAGCUUAGUUCAGGUUCCUGUAACAUAGCAUCUAAGGGGUAAUUACAAGAGACCGGGACGAACUCAGACCGGUAUGAGUUCGUAUCGGUCUCCAUACAUUUCUUUUCAUGCGUUUACAUGGGACCGGCCAGAAAUGAACUCAGACCGGCCUGACUUCGUUUCGUCGCUGACCCGACUCGAGUUACUUUCGUACCUUUUUGAGACUGUACCGUUCUCAUGUAAAACGGAAACGAAUCUCAGGCCGGGUCCAUAAAUAGCAUGUUUCUUCGUAUGGCGCCAUCAUUUUUUGCUUUUUUUUCUCAGCAAAAUAAGAACACUGCGAUGAAUAGCUGUAAACAAGACUUCAAUUGAAUAUAUGAUUCGGUUAAUGUGACGGAUUGCAUCGUUUUGAGAUGCUGUGCAUUUAACAUGCCACCAAAUGAGCGUUAGAUUCAGUUUACAGUUUUCUGAGAGCAGUAAAAUAUGCGGUUCUCUAUUGACUGUCUUAAUUGGCGUAAAUUGUGUACCAGUUAGGACAGUUGGCGAAUAAUAUGUUAAAUAACCGACUUAAGAAAGUUAUAUAGCUCAAGGGGGGGAGUUUGUACCGGUCUCAUGUAAUCAACGAAGUGUUUCAUACCGGUCCCAUGUAAAGAUUAUCCGUUGUUGUGCUUUCCUCUGAAAGUGAGAGAUGCUGGCAGUAUGUCUCCGGCAUCCAUUUAAUGUACACAUGUGUAAAAAGAGACAAUUAGUGGAGCCAUAUAUAAUGGAUGACAUUUUUUUGUCCUGCGUUGUAUUCUAACAGGUCGCUUUUGGUACGUUCCGAUGAGCUCAACAAAGCUUAAGGAACUUCUGCACGUUAUGAGCGAGUUUUGUAGAUCAGCUGAAGAUGAAAUAACUUUCAACAUUUACCUUAUAACACAAGUCCCUGGGGUUGCAGUGGAUUACUUCUAUGACGGACAUCCAAGUGAAGCCGAGGGAAAACUCCUUCCGUUCCUUCGUAGUAUAACAGAGAGGUUUGGUCCCCCGGGAGAGAGUUCUACCGCUGUUAAUGGUCCUUGGGAAGAACAGACCACCUCUUAUGUCGAGUAUCAGCAAAGAUUUGGGGAGGAACCAGUGAAAACCUACAAGAUGUGGAAAUCUGCUUUUCUGGGAGAGUUGACUCCAGAGGUAUGGAUUGCGUCUAUUUGGGCGGAUUAAAGGACAACAACUGAGGUGUAAGGCUGGUUGUUCCGGUCACACAAAUCACUUCAGGGUUUUUGGUUGAGAAAAUCCUUGUUAGAAAAUCUCUAUCAGAAACCCAGAAAUACCCCAAGUGCUGCAAAGAUUUUGAGUUAAAUUCCUGCAGCGACUUCUGCAGUAAAGCUUUUUAACUAAAUAAGGGUCAAUUCACGGACAUGGGCUAAGGGGCUGACCCAAGGGGGGAAGGUAACUCUAUUGUUUUCCACUUAAGUUUCUCGACCCACUCCGCCUGCCAGUAUGACGUCACAUAGUAACGGGUAAGAGCCUCGGGUCGCUUGUGCAAAAUAGCAAGGGAUACGACAGUUAUUUGGACGAGAGAGGUCGAGGAAAAGCUAAGAAGCUAGCAAAUAUCGCUAUAUAUCGCUAAUUUGAUCGAAUGAGUGUGAGCUUUGGUGUUGCUGUAAUCUGCUUGUGUAAACCGUUUUGAUAUUUUGUGUCCAUGAUUAUACAAUUUUGUUAAUUUGUUUUGCGGGCCGUGUCGCGGGAUCGCCAUCUAUUUCACGGGAACGGCACUUAGGUCAUCAAAACUAAAAUCUUUUUCUCCUCUUAAAUAGGCAAGGUCUAGUCUCCAGAAUAGGAGGUUCCAUUCACAGAUCACACAUGUUUAUAUUUCAUCUAUUCUUUUGCUAAAUAAAUGGGCCUAACUUCAUAUCAUUCCUUUCGAGUGAGGGCCUCUGUUGAUCUCCUAAUUCUCCACCGAAUUCAGUAAAGCUAGUUCGAUCGAUUGUCUACAUCUAGUCGGUCCGUUGAACCCGAAAUAAUGCGAAAUAGCUUUGAAAUACGCGCUUAAGCUAAUUUUCCUCAAAUGUAUAUUUGAAUUCAUGAUAAAUACAGCUCCACCAACUUCAAACAGCGUCUAUGGCAGAGAAAAAUUAUUUUGAUAUGACAAAAUUGAUUUUUCAAAUCAUGAGUGUCACUGUGGUGCAGUGGUCAAGGAGUUUCAGGGGCACCCAACGAGAAUAUAGUUCAAAACCUCUUAAACAUAGCAUUGUUAAACGUAUUUUUAGUAUUUAAACGGUAGAUAUAGACAUUAUAGAUAUUUUUCCUUUAUCUCUUGUACGUUGUUUUUAUUUUUUCUCCAUGUAAAUGUAAGUAUUGUCAUUAGAAGUGUUUUAACCAAAUAAAUGUUAUUAUUAAAAAAAAAAAAAAAAAAGAUAUAGACAUAUUUUCAUGCCCUAAAAAUUUUUCAUCUGUUCGGAUUUCCUAGCUGAAAGUCUAGUGAUCCGAAAAUUAUAGGGAUCAAAACUUAUUUUUUCGAAACUUUCAGCCAGAAAAAAGGCUCCCGAAAAUUCUAGGUGACCUUUUAAGGGUAAAAAUCGGUUAAAAAUUGGCAAUUAUACCAUUUUUAGAUGUUCGAAAAUCCUAGGAGAGGCAGGCAAGCAAAAAAUUUUACAACAAAUGUUCCGAAAAUUCUAGAUCUCAAAUCGUCUUCCGAACAGAUUUUUCCGAAAAUUGUCGUUGAGUGCCCCUAAGUUUCUUGCACGUGCAGAUAAACAGGGUUCGACUCCUGCGACGCUGUUUUCUGUUUAUUUGUACCGGUUUUUUUUCCUGUUUGGUCUCUUUUUUUUUAAACACUAUUUUUCAUUUUGGCUUUUUUUUUCUUUAUUCUCACUGCUGACCCUGCAGGUCAUGCACUUGGAUCAAUAUAUAUUUUAAGCUUAAGUCCGGAGUUUUAUUUUGGCAAAGGGAUUUCAAAAGCUCUUGAUGUGCAUACUGGCCAAGCUUACGACCAGAUAAAAACCAUAAGCUGUCAAGACAUGUCCCUCCUCUGAAACAGCUCAAUGUUAGUUGACUUCAUGACAAAUAACACACAGUACACCACAAACUGUACUAAUUUACACACAACAUCCACCAGUGACCCACUGGCGAAAGUUAAACUUGCCUUUUGUACAUCGUCUUAAUCAUCAAUAUUAUUACCUGUAUUACUUAAAAUCUCCACUGGGUUUGCCCCCAAAAAUAAUUGAACGAAACCUUUUAUUGGCUUUCGGGAUUUAAUUACAGAAUAACAGGUGUAUGCCCAAUACAGUAUUAAAAUGCGCCGGUAAAGCAACAAGAUUCAAUGCUCACAGUCUCUCACAAAUACCUGUCAUUUAGCUUCCCCCUUUCAACGCUACAGCUAAGCGAACUUUGAGAGGAACGAUAUGGGGUUCCACUAGCUCUGAAGAGCUGAAAAUAAGCACAAUGUAAAGUGUAAUACAUCCUUUUUAUGAACCUCCUGUACGUCGUCUUAAUCAUCAAUAUCAUUACCCUAAAAUCGCCACUGGGUUUACCCAAAAACAAUAAUUAAACGAAACCUUUUAAUUGGUUUACGGGAUUAAGCAACAAGAUUCAAUGCUCCUAUUUCAAGGCUACAGCUAAGCGACCUUUGAAAGGAUUGAUAUGGGGUUCCACCAGCUCUGAAGAGCUCAAAAUACGCCUGAUAUAAAGUAUGAUAUAUCCUUUGAUGAAACUCCUAUUGCUGUGUCUAAACUCCUGAAUCUUGCUGUGCACUGGCCCUCAAAAGUGUGACCGGUGGGUAUGAUUGCCCUUAAAAUUUGCUCGACUAUAGAAAGGAAUCUUUAAAAUUCAUUACACCACUGGACAUUUCCUCCAAAAAAGUACUUAAGUCUAGUUUUCUAUGACAAUAGGAACCUUAAAAUCUCCAAAUCCAAGAAAUCGGAUCAGUAUUUCCGUGAUUAAAUCGAAAUUUUAUCCGUAUCUUCGAUGAACAGUUUGCUCGCCAUUUUGAAAGUCACUGACGCGAGACGUGACGUCAUACUGGCGGGCGGACUACCACAGAUUUCUUGAGACACCUUUCCCCCGCUGGGGCUGACCGUUUGACUUUUGAGGGGUAUGGGUAAUUUUAGAAACAAAAAUAUCCUGCAGACUCAUUUUGAAAGAAACAAAUUCUUGCCAGGAAAUACCUGACGAAAAAAAUUCUUACGCUGAAAAAUACCUUUCAUGGCCUAUAAUGCUGGGAAAAAAAGUCCAGAGGUUUUGGGGCAAAAUUCUUUCCGGACCAAAUCACCUAUACCUCCCCCCAAUCCAUUGACGUAAUUGUCAGUUUGACUUAUCAUUCCAUUAUAUUGUGUGAAGCUUUUGAAAUUUUAUCUCUUUUAUUAUUUUACAUUUGGGUGACUAAAUGAUGAUACGUUGUCUUCUUUCUCUUACCAUGCAGGUCAUUCAUAUCAUCAUUAGCCAAUUGGAAGAAGCUCAGUUUCUUCUAACCCCACACUAUCGGCCUCGAGCUCUUGGGCGGAGAAAUCAACCGUAA
Messenger RNA from Porites lobata, 5342 nucleotides. The record is from the annotation of a GenBank genome assembly. Lineage: Eukaryota; Metazoa; Cnidaria; Anthozoa; Scleractinia; Poritidae.